CACUGUUUCCGAUAAUAAAGUUUUCAAUGAGUUACAGUCCCUUAGAAGAGAAGUGCAGUCCAUUAAAGGCAAAAUGCAGUGCAUUAAAUGAGAAAUGGAGCCCCUAAUAAACUUGUGGCGCAAUUGGUCUCAGUAAAUAAGUCAACCGGCGUGACCAUCUUGGGAACCGGGAAGUCGUCCAUUGACAAUAGUCAACUGGAAUUUCCCUUGGCAACUGAAGAAGAGUUUAGUCAACUGGAAGCGUCACUGAAAAGCCCGAAAUUCAAAGAUUCAUUCCUGACGAAAAUGGCUGGGAAUUUAUCUUUCAAUCCGCAGUUUUCAUUGAGACGAAUGCUUAAUUAUGUUCUGGAGCCUAAGCUGUCAAAUCGUUUCACAGCAUUCGGAACGCCAAAGAAGUUAGCCAUCACAAAAUGCUACUUCUAUAAUGUUAUAACGUCCGUCAUUGUCAGCAAGUUCGUUUGUGCUACAAUGACCGAGGACGAAUUUAUGAAAAAUUUGACAAAGACUGCAAGGGCCUUCUUCCACGACAUACGUGAUCGUGUAACAAAAAGGGCGAGCCGGCGAAGAGUGGCAGUUGACAAUGGAAACAAUGACCAGAGGAUCUCUCCUGACAGUUCAAUGGAUCUACUUGAUGAUGGGAAGCAACCGUAAAG
Trichobilharzia regenti is the source of this 653-nucleotide messenger RNA. The record is from the annotation of a GenBank genome assembly. Lineage: Eukaryota; Metazoa; Platyhelminthes; Trematoda; Strigeidida; Schistosomatidae.